AUGGAGCAUCCAGUCAAAUGUUACCUUCGGCACCUUACCACUUGCACAAUACAAACCGCCUUUUCGUUCGUCGGCCUUACUCUUGUCCUUCAUCUUUCCCUGCCGUCACCCGGCCGUCGGAAGCUAUGGCAGCCACAAGCUUACCGCAUUUCCGGCCUAAAGCGAAGCCACUAUACCACUCCAACUGUCAACACGAGCUCUACCGUCCACCCGUCUGAGUUGAUCACGGAUCUACGAACGGAUGUUUGGGCGCCUUGGACUGUGACUUCCAGGUCUCCCAGAUGCCGCCCCGACGUGUUCAGUGGGGCAAACCACCGUGUUUCCGCAUGGCCUUGGCUCGAGUAUUCGGACAAAGAGUUCAACACCAAGGCGGGUCGGACAAAGAACCUCGAGACUCAAGUCUCUAAACAUGCACAGAUAUGGUAUGCCGUCAGUGAUUGUCGAGUCAGGUCAAGCUUUCUGGGCAGAGGCCCGUCUGACGAGCACUCGCUCAAGCGCUCCCUCCUCUGA
Molecule: messenger RNA, 510 nt
Organism: Colletotrichum phormii
Lineage: Eukaryota; Fungi; Ascomycota; Sordariomycetes; Glomerellales; Glomerellaceae
Exons: 3
Coding region: 1-510 (169 amino acids)
Source: RefSeq, a predicted model, not a curated record